Messenger RNA from Chanos chanos (milkfish), 1404 nucleotides. It is a transcript of the gene ism1, whose product is annotated as isthmin 1. Bases 1 to 1404 code for a protein of 467 amino acids. The transcript is spliced from 6 exons. Gene Ontology annotation, biological process: negative regulation of angiogenesis. NCBI's taxonomy places the organism in Eukaryota, Metazoa, Chordata, Actinopteri, Gonorynchiformes, Chanidae. The record is from RefSeq and is a predicted model, not a curated record.
AUGGUUCGCUUGACAGCAGAGUUGUUAUUACUUUUAGGACUUCUUUUGCUAACUUUGCACAUUACUGUGUUACGGAGCAGUCCACUGCAACAAGGAAAUGCAACCUCGAAUCCGGAGCAGGACACCUUUGUCGCAGAGAAUAAUCUCGAUGCAGAGAGCAGCUCCUCGUCUCAACUCGGCAUGGGGGAAGGGCGGUCCAGUGCAGAGCAGCGUGUGGCCCACCGCCCAGCCUCUCAGCCCUGGUUGCAGAGCCACAGUGCUGGGAGUAGUCUGCAGAGGGAUGGCCCUGGAGCUUUUCUGCUGGACCUACACAACUUCCCUGAUCUCUCCAAGGCUGACAUAAAUGGGCAGAAUCCCAAUAUACAGGUGACUAUCGAGGUUGUGGACGGGCUAGAAGGAGCGGAGUCAGAGAAGGGUGUUGGGAAGGAGAACAAGCCAGGCUGGGCUACUCCCAACUGGAGGAACUGGUGGCAGCGUUCAUCCACCUCAGCAUCCGCAUCUUCCUCCUCUUCAUCAUCUACACUGAGACGACCAGAGGAACAAGACUACCCCUAUGAAAGCAACAUAGAGGACAGCAACUUCCUCAAACCUGUGGGAGACUGGGAUCGGAGGGGAGCAGUGGGUGGAGGCGGCAGAAGCCAGACAGAAUACGACUACAUUGAUGGAGAGGGUGACUGGAGUAUCUGGUCACCGUGCAGCGUUACCUGUGGAAACGGCAAUCAGAAGCGGACGAGGUCAUGCGGAUACGCCUGCACUGCCACAGAGUCACGCACCUGUGAUAUGCCAAGCUGCCCAGGAAUCGAAGAUGCUUUUAAAACGGCAGCCACAGAGGUCAGCCUACUUGCCGGAACCGAUGAGUUCAAUGCUACGGAGCUUUUUGGUGUUGACACAGAUAGCUGUGAACGCUGGAUGAACUGUAAGAGUGAGUUCCUGAAGAAGUACAUGACCAAAGUGGCUAAUGAUCUUCCUAGCUGCCCGUGUACGUACCCCACAGAGGUUGCUUACAGCACUGCCGAUGUGCAUGAUGCAGCCAUGCGGCGAGACUUCCGCUGGAAGGACGCCAGUGGCCCCAAAGAGAAGCUCGAGAUCUACAAACCUACAGCUCGCUAUUGCAUUCGUUCCAUGCUCACGCUGGAGUCCACCACACUCGCCGCCCAGCACUGUUGUUAUGACGACAGCAUGAAGCUCAUCACCCGUGGCAAAGGUGCCGGCACUCCCAACCUCAUCAGCACUGAGUUCUCUGCAGACCUGCACUACAAGGUAGACAUCCUGCCAUGGAUCAUCUGCAAAGGAGACUGGAGUCGUUAUAACCAAGCCAGGCCCCCUAACAAUGGGCAAAAGUGUACAGAGAACCCCCAGGAUGAGGACUACUAUAAACAGUUUGAGGAGGCCAGAGAGUUUUAA